AUGCGCAACACAGCCAUAGAAAAGGUGCUCAAUCGGAAGAUGCGUCCACGGUACCUAGGGCCUUUGCUAGUAAUUUCUAGGAAUCGGGGAGGAGCGUAUAUUCUGGCCGAACUCGACGGAUCGGUCUUUGAUUGGCCAAUUGCAGCAUUCCAUGUUAUUCCUUAUUUUGCUCGCAGGUCUCUGAAGCUCACCAAACUUGAAGCCCUCCUCGACAUCUCACAAGAACGCCUUUGGGCAAUAGAAGAAUCCCGAUCGAGCAAUGACGACGCUGAGGCCGACGAUGCUAAUGAAGAGGAUACUAACACCAGCUCAGUCCGAUCUGCAAAAGAUGACGACGCGGCUUCGGGAACCUCCGACUAG
Heterobasidion irregulare TC 32-1 is the source of this 360-nucleotide messenger RNA. RefSeq lists its product as uncharacterized. Lineage: Eukaryota; Fungi; Basidiomycota; Agaricomycetes; Russulales; Bondarzewiaceae. The transcript has a single exon. The record is from RefSeq and is a predicted model, not a curated record. The coding region runs from base 1 to 360 and encodes 119 amino acids.